AUGGAAAAAUCGCGGAAGACCGAGGAAAUCAUCGUCUUGAACAAAGACCUUGUUAACCCUAAUAAGGACUUUGAAAUCACUGUGAAAGUACCCAAGAAGAUAAAGGUUGGGGUCAAUCGGUUUCAAACAGCAUUGAACUGCUCUAAUUGCGAAGUGACGUGUCAUUAUCCUUGCAACUUGAGUUUGUGGACGGGUAUCCUGUCAUUAAAGUCGAGCGAUAGCCUGUCGUGCAAGGUCUGCCCUGGAAAGUGCGCAACUGACGAUCAUUCAAAUGAACUCACUAGGUGGGACUACGUUCAAGAAGACGAGACUCGCACUCUCUAUGACAUUCGCAAGAAGUACGACGAGGCAAUGGAAAAGAUGCUAAAUGCGGAAGAACUGAAGAAUGCGUUACAAGGAGAGGCAGAGCAGCUGAAAUUCGACAUUAUUAAAGCGAUGGAUCAGAUUACUCACAUCUCAAAUCUUUUAAAGAAGAUAGCACUGCGAGGUGAUCCGCUCUCCACUCCCGAAUAUAUUAAAAUGCUGAUUGACAAGGAGCAAAUAGAAAAAAAACCUGGACACGAGGAGAGAAUCAAAAGUUUGGGAGAACUAUUGAAAAAGGCUCGGCUUACGAGAAACGUUACCGAUGGUGGUGAUUUAGCCAAGCAGUUCCUAAAAUAA
Messenger RNA from Daphnia carinata, 660 nucleotides. RefSeq lists its product as uncharacterized. The coding region runs from base 1 to 660 and encodes 219 amino acids. The record is from RefSeq and is a predicted model, not a curated record. The transcript has a single exon. NCBI's taxonomy places the organism in Eukaryota, Metazoa, Arthropoda, Branchiopoda, Diplostraca, Daphniidae.